Echinostoma caproni is the source of this 777-nucleotide messenger RNA. Lineage: Eukaryota; Metazoa; Platyhelminthes; Trematoda; Plagiorchiida; Echinostomatidae. The record is from the annotation of a GenBank genome assembly.
AUGAAACCAUUGUCAUUCAAAUCCACUCAUGCCUCGUUAAUCAUAAGUCUCCUUUUGGACGGUCACACAUGUGUCGUACUGAAUUCCACUUGUGUUCGUACAAUGUAUUGUCUCGGCAAACCGAUCGAUUUCGAAUGUGGUCCGCUCGGAUCGUUUCAGAAUGAUUUUAUCUGUUUCGAGACAUACGAUUGUCUGAUCGAGGUGUGCGCUUCCUCAUUCAGUGUCUCAAAAUUCGGUGCACACGGGAUUUACGAUCUGUGUGUGAUACCGACCGAAUUGGAAACUCGAUUCAGUACGAAUCUCAACGUACCUAACACAGAUGUGGUUCAGCUAAAACCAUCAUGUGUGGAACAAUUUGGAACCAAGGUGGAAUUGUUCCACGUGGAUGAGGAUACACUUCGACAUAUGUUUGCGACUAAGAGAUCGGCACUGACGAACAUCUUCAUCUGGAUCAUAGCAUCUGUCAUGAUCAGUUUGUUAGUCACUAUCUCGAUCGGGAUUUUCGUGGUCCUGUUUCGCACCCGCAUUCGUUCUUGGUGCCUAGGGUUAUUAGUUCUGCGAAAUCCGUUCUCCCGAAGACGAAUGGAUUCCGAUCAUUCCGAUACGGAACCGCAUACACGUCUUAGUAUGCCGAAUACCUCGGACGGUCGGGUCAGAUGGACCAAUGUGACCAAUGCACAGCCAGAACCGGAACCGCCUGCAUACGACCAGGUUUUGAUUGAAUGUGGACUAAAUCCGAACACUGCGUCUACCAGUCAANACCAGUCAAUAAUGUGA